Molecule: messenger RNA, 391 nt
Organism: Uloborus diversus
Lineage: Eukaryota; Metazoa; Arthropoda; Arachnida; Araneae; Uloboridae
Product: probable tRNA N6-adenosine threonylcarbamoyltransferase
Exons: 5
Coding region: 78-368 (96 amino acids)
Cellular component (GO): EKC/KEOPS complex; cytoplasm
Source: RefSeq, a predicted model, not a curated record
GGGUUGAUUCACUGUUAGCUGAUGGACAAUAUACAAAAGAAGAUCUAUGCUUCUCGUUACAGGAAACAGUAUUUGCAAUGUUAGUGGAGACUACUGAACGUGCCAUGGCUCAUUGUGGCUCUAAUGAAGUUUUGCUUGUUGGUGGUGUUGGUUGUAAUGAAAGGUUACAAGAAAUGAUGAGGAUCAUGACAGAGGAACGUGGUGCUAAACUGUAUGCAACUGAUGAAAGGUUCUGCAUUGAUAAUGGUGCUAUGAUUGCUCAGGCUGGUUGGGAAAUGUAUCAAUCUGGUCAAGUCACAAACUUUGAAGACACAACUUGCACACAAAGAUAUCGAACAGAUGAAGUUGAAGUUACUUGGAGAAACUAAGAUUUGUCAUAUGAAAUUCCCUG